UCCCGCGGGGAGAGGAAGAGGCUGCUCGAGGACGAUGUGGCCAGGGCUGCUCCCUAGUGCAUCUUCUGCCCGGGUCCCCGCGGCCGUCCCUCUUCUCUGCUCGCUCCAUCCCACCAAGAGGAGUUGAUACUGCGAUCGCCGCCGCCGCCUCCGAAGCCGCGGCUGAUGGAUGCCAGGGAGUGCCGCAUUGCUUAGCGUCCCCGCCUCCGGGUUUGCUGGUAGGAGCCGGCUGCUCUUUCUUCUCUCUUGCUUGGGGCAUUGUAGAAAAGACGCUCUCUCUCCCCCGCCUCGAGCUCAGCGCGCUGAAGAGCCACCUUAUUAUUAAUCAGAAUUUCCAUCGUUAUCCCUGGCAGGAGCAUCGUUCCGUAGGGAUCGCAGAAGCAUCACAGUGCUGGGGCUGAGAUGUGCGUGGGGGUUGUUUUUGUACCAUCUCGGAAGAGAAGAGGACGGUACCAAGAUCAGCACCCCCUGUGCUGGGUGCAAUUAGGGGUGUUUUGUUAGGAGAGAGAGAGGACAAGAAGAGGGGUCCUGGGCCACCGGAGGGCCGCAUCUCUUUGGAGGAAAAGGAAGAGGGAACCGGGGCAGGACGUUGUUUUUAAGGUGGGGUGGGGAAAGAAGUUCCUAUCUUUCAGAGAAAAGCCAGGGAAGCAGGAGCAACAGGGUGCUUGAUUGGACACCAAGACAAAUCAUUUCCUGUAAAGAAGAGGAAGCAGGCAGCAGGGAGGUCUGGAGGCUGGAGUGUGGUGGUGGCCAGGGCCAGCUUGGUGGUGGGACAGUCAGCGAGAGAGGGGCAAGGCUCAGGAACACGCAGGACAAUGACUCAUUUACAAGCGGGUCUCUCUCCUGAGACCCUGGAGAAAGCCCGCCUGGAGCUCAACGAGAAUCCGGACACGCUGCACCAGGACAUCCAGGAGGUGAGGGACAUGGUCAUCACUAGGCCGGACAUUGGCUUUCUCCGCACAGAUGAUGCCUUCAUCUUACGCUUCUUGCGGGCUAGGAAGUUUCAUCACUUUGAGGCCUUCCGCCUCCUGGCCCAAUACUUUGAGUACCGGCAGCAGAACCUGGACAUGUUCAAAAGCUUCAAGGCCACUGACCCUGGGAUCAAGCAGGCACUGAAGGAUGGUUUCCCUGGGGGCCUGGCCAAUCUGGACCACUAUGGCAGGAAGAUUCUAGUCCUUUUCGCUGCCAACUGGGAUCAGAGCAGGUACACGCUGGUGGAUAUUUUGCGUGCCAUCUUACUUUCUUUAGAAGCCAUGAUUGAAGAUCCUGAGCUUCAGGUGAAUGGAUUUGUUUUGAUCAUAGACUGGAGUAACUUCACCUUCAAGCAAGCUUCUAAACUGACACCAAGCAUGCUGCGCUUGGCUAUCGAAGGCCUUCAGGAUAGUUUCCCAGCACGAUUUGGAGGAAUUCAUUUUGUUAACCAACCAUGGUACAUCCAUGCCCUGUACACCGUGAUCCGGCCUUUCCUGAAGGAGAAGACUCGGAAAAGGAUAUUUUUGCAUGGUAACAACCUGAACAGUCUACACCAACUAAUUCAUCCUGAGAUUCUGCCCUCUGAGUUUGGAGGAAUGCUGCCCCCUUAUGACAUGGGAACCUGGGCAAGAACACUGCUGGACCAUGAGUACGAUGAUGACAGCGAAUACAAUGUGGACUCCUACAGCAUGCCUGUCAGGGAGGUAGAGAAGGAGCUGUCCCCCAAGUCCAUGAAGAGAUCCCAAUCAGUUGUGGAUCCUACAGUGCUAAAACGCAUGGAUAAAAAUGAGGAAGAAAACAUGCAACCUUUGCUCUCUCUGGACUGAUAGCUUCUCUACCCUCUCCAUGGAUUAGAAAUGGAAGGUACUUGUUUUCAGCACCAGGGCCAGCGCUGUGGAUGAAUUACCAGCUGGAAACGUAUUUAUUCAUGUUAAUGUAGCAUAAUAUAUAAUAAGGCAUCAGGCUUUCCCAUUUGCCUGAACCAUGGGUGCCCUGGUCUAGAUUUAAAGAAAAGUCAAUAAUUUAUUCUGUAAGUGCCAAGUUCUUUGUAAAUACAAUGUAAUCUUCACGUCAAGUUUGUAAAUUUUAGUAGUAACUUAAACUGGAAGAUUGGCUUCUGAGUCCAUGCCAGUGAUAUGAACUGUAACAAGACCAGAAAAGAUACAUAAACAAUCGAAGCUAAUUAAAUGUAGCCCUGUUUCCUAUGGAGCCAUAUUUCAGCUAUCAUAGUGAUUGUUUCAUUGUUUUCCUCUGAAACUCUCUGUCAUACUCAAAUGUAUGUUUAAUGGGCACAGGGAGCUAAAUGAUUCUAGGAAAUUAUUAUGAUAAAUGUAUUUCCUGUCUAGGGAUUUUCAGUUCACAGAAAAUGUACCCUAGUGACUAUCACUGGCCUUGAAUUUGAGAGGCAAGAAAUGGCAAAUAACCUGGUAAACUCAACACUUGAACUCUUCUAUGUUGUUUAGUUCCUGGAGUCUUGUGAAAAUAUAUGUUCCCCAAAGUAAGACGUGGAAUUCUGAAAGACAGUGGAUUCUUUAUAAACUACUAUCUUCACACUGUGUCCUUGACUCAAGAUCCCAUUAUAUGCCUGUCUGGUGUAAUUUAAGAACUUUAUCCUGAAAAACUCUUUGACCAAGAGAAAGAGAACCAAUACUUGAGUAGUGUUUGACAGCUAAUUUUGAACAGAAAAGUUGCCAAGUACUGAUAAGGGGCUAAUUUCUAACUCUUGUGGCUGGUUGAAAAAAUAUAUAUAUUCACACACACACACACACAUAUAUAUUUUUACUGAGCUUUGGUAAAUCUGUGAUGUGACAGGCUUACAAAAUAAAUCAUGCAUAUUCAAUGGUCUUAGAGAUGUUAUAGAUUAUUGUCUGAGAUGUUAACUCUGGAAAACCACUUCCACUAAAGUUAAUGAAAAUGAGGUAUUGUGAAACAGACUUCCUGUGAAUUUAUUUAAGGGAAUUCAAUUUAAUUUGUAAUGCAAUCUUGUAUCUGUGCCAUGUCAGUGAAAUAUAUUUUUUCUUCAAAAAAAAAAAAAA
Molecule: messenger RNA, 3008 nt
Organism: Capra hircus (goat)
Lineage: Eukaryota; Metazoa; Chordata; Mammalia; Artiodactyla; Bovidae
Gene: CLVS2
Product: clavesin 2
Exons: 6
Coding region: 816-1799 (327 amino acids)
Cellular component (GO): membrane
Molecular function (GO): phosphatidylinositol bisphosphate binding
Source: RefSeq, a predicted model, not a curated record